AUGAAUUCAUAUAUAUAUAAAGAAGAAGAUUGGGAAAUUGUAGAGACAUUAAAAUCAAAUGUUUUUAAAGUAAAUAAUAAAAACAAUAUUGUUUUAAAUGGAAAUUCUUUUAAAACUUGUAUUUUAAAAAUUAUUAUAAAUAAGGAUAAAAAUGUUUGGAAAGAAGGUCAAGUUUUAGAAAAAUUGAAAAAUAUUGAUAGUAUAGUAAAAUGUUAUGGUUGGUGUUGUAAUAAACAUACUACAUAUAUAUUUAUUGAAUAUAUUAAUGGAUAUACUUUAGAAGAAUAUGUUUUAAAAAAUCAUCCGAUUCCAGAGAAAGAAUUAAGUGAAAUAAUUGAAGAUUUAAUAAAAUCAUUAGCAUCAAUUCAUGAAAUUGGAGUUAUUCAUAGAGAUUUAAAAUUGGAAAAUGUCAUGUUUGAUAAAGAAUCUAAUAAAUGGAAACUAAUUGAUUUUGGCCUCUCUUUUAGUUUUUCACCAUCUAACGAUGGUUCAAAAUGUUAUACACAAUGUGGUAGUAUUGGUUAUAUUCCACCAGAAAUUAAAUUGGGUGGCCAAUGUGGUAGAAAAUCUGAUAUCUGGAUAUUUGGUUGCCUUGUAAUUAAAAUGCUAGGUGGGGAAUUGGAAGAAACUGAAAUCCAAAUUGAUGGUGCAAGUUUUAAUAAUAAUAAUAACAAACCAAAUAUUUGGAUACCAAAAAUUCCACCACAUGCUUCUAAAUUUUUACAAAAUUUUAUUCAAAAAUGUUUUUUUGAAGAAGAAGUUUUAAGAUUUGAUUCAAUAACUUUGAUUGAUCAUCCAUUUUUAUCUUUAUUUAAAAGUAAAGGAAAUAUGCUUUAUUUAAUUCAAAGAGGUCAUAAAAGAUGGAUGGAUAUAACCCAAAAGAAGAAAGGAAUUAAAAUUGAGGGUAAAACAUUUACUUUUGAAGAUAAUGAUAAUAAAGAACCAUUUGGACCUGGAAUAGUUCCAGAUGGAACUGUUGAAUUAAUAUUUAAAAAAACAUUCAAUCAACGAUUAAUUCCUGGAUCUAUACCAUCCACUGUCCAAAUUCUUGAUUUUGGUGUAGAUGGUGAUAGUUUCUUUAAUCAAGAAAUGGAUGAUGAUUUAUUUUUAGAUUGUGAUUUAAAAUCUUUGACUUUAGGUAACGCUUUCACACAUACCUUACCAUAUUUUGGUUCACUUUGCUAUUUGUCAUUAGGAAGAAAUAGAAAUGCACUUCAAAAUUUACCACCAACAUUAGAAACUUUGAAAUACUAUGGUGAAGUACAAACUGAUCUUAAUAUAAAAUCAAUUCCACAUGUUAAAAAUUUAUUAAUUCCAUUUAAUAAUCACUCAAUUAUUAUUGAUACAAUUCCACCAACCGUAAAAUAUUUGGCAUGGGGAAAAUUAAAAGAUUUGGAAGCAAUUGAAACUUUAAAAAAUUUACCACCAUCUGUAAAUGAUUUAACUUUUUCUUGUCCACCAGAUGUAUUUGAUAAAAUUCAAAGAAAACAUAUUCCAGAUUCAAUUUCAAUUAUAAUUAUUAAUCAACAUGUAAUUGAAUUAAAAAAUUCUGAUAAUUCUGAAACAUAUUUAAAAGAUAAUAUUGUUUGUUAA
Messenger RNA from Dictyostelium discoideum AX4, 1593 nucleotides. RefSeq names its product FNIP repeat-containing protein (gene fnkB). The record is from RefSeq and is a predicted model, not a curated record. The transcript is spliced from 3 exons. Bases 1 to 1593 code for a protein of 530 amino acids. Gene Ontology annotation, molecular function: protein serine/threonine kinase activity; protein serine kinase activity; ATP binding. Lineage: Eukaryota; Evosea; Eumycetozoa; Dictyosteliales; Dictyosteliaceae.